GGAAUCGGUCACCCUCGGAAUGUCAUAGGAUGGAUGAUAGAAAUCAGCGCCCAUGCUCCUUUUGUGAUGUUCGCGGUGCGAUCACCAGAUACUAUUCCGGACCUUCACUACACAUCAUCCGACUCUCACGAAGCUAGAGGGAAAAGCAGCUCACAAAGCUGCCGCCGAGUUUCUUCUCGCCCCGCAUGUCCUGGUGACGCUCCGAUUCUCGUAUAGCACAUCUGUUCUGGCAAAUUGCUGGCAAUGUCCCCUCUUUACACUGUCACUAUCGACGAUGCUGCAUCUGAAAGUGAGGCGCAUGGCAUCAGAUUCUAUGGCGAAUGGAAUACUUCUGCGCCUUCACCGGGUGCGCUAAAUAACACUAUUCAUCGGGCUCACGCGGGCGCGUAUGCCGUUGUGAGGUUCAUGGGUACAUCUGUCACUGUAUAUGGUACGGUGCCACCAUGGGACGCUGUGAACGGUCCAGCAUCCUCGAUGUACGUGAUCGAUGGAGGCCAUAAUACGGCUGGAAACAACUGGACAGGAGAAUGGGCCUUGUAUUGUGCCCCGAAUGUCUCCGAUGGUCACUCUUUGCAACGUCACAUAUUCUAUCAGUCCCCUCCGCUUGUAGAAGGUUCUCAUCAGCUCAACGUCAGCUACCAAUCCGGCGGCGACUUCUUACUGGAUUAUAUAACCUUCACCACUACCCGUCCUCCGCCGAACGCCAACCAUUCUCCUCGUGCCGCGGUUAUCGUGGGGGCAUUAUUGUCGGGAUUGGCAAUCGUGUCGCUUGCGGCGCUUGCACUCUGCUACUGGAGGCGAUACAGAGUUCGCAGAGUCCAGGAAGAUCCGUCAAUGAAGGAUGGUCUCCUGUAUUCCCCUCCCCCAAUCGUCCAGCAAGAGUUUCCCCCGAGCUAUAGGGCUCGAGACUUCACCAUCACUCCUUUCGCCAACGUGACACCUUACGUCCCUCCAACCACAGUAGUACGACGCGACAAGCCUGAAAGCUUGUCCAUCUUUCAGCGACCUAACGCCAGUUCAUCGUAUGAAUCGAGGGUUGUGUCAUCAUCCUCGGGACAUAGCUUCGAGUCUCAGCUUGAUCUCGACCUUUAUGUCCAACGUGCGUCAACGUCCGCUGAAAGCCUGGAAGUGAACCUUCCGCAGGAAUUCACCGUGGGAAGCGACGUCCCCAUGUCCCUUAGAGCAGGCAAUGGACCAAGUCAGAAGGCGGAACGUUCAUACCCGCAGACCAUCUCCCAUCGACCACCGCACCAGCACCAAGACGCUGGAAUCCGAAUAACACCGGUUUCGCGAGCUGGUACAGGUCUCACUUCUGCAACUGCGGGCUCGGUCCCCCCGGCCUAUGGGGAGUAUUAG
This is a messenger RNA of Punctularia strigosozonata HHB-11173 SS5, 1356 nucleotides long. RefSeq lists its product as uncharacterized. The transcript has 4 exons. The coding region runs from base 244 to 1356 and encodes 370 amino acids. Lineage: Eukaryota; Fungi; Basidiomycota; Agaricomycetes; Corticiales; Punctulariaceae. The record is from RefSeq and is a predicted model, not a curated record.